This is a messenger RNA of Xenopus tropicalis (tropical clawed frog), 2378 nucleotides long. RefSeq names its product heterochromatin protein 1 binding protein 3 (gene hp1bp3). The coding region runs from base 128 to 1720 and encodes 530 amino acids. Gene Ontology annotation, molecular function: DNA binding. The transcript has 12 exons. Gene Ontology annotation, biological process: nucleosome assembly. The record is from RefSeq and is a predicted model, not a curated record. Gene Ontology annotation, cellular component: nucleus; chromosome; nucleosome. NCBI's taxonomy places the organism in Eukaryota, Metazoa, Chordata, Amphibia, Anura, Pipidae.
GCGCUGCCGGCGGUUGUCAUGGAAAUGACGUGCGGGCGCGCAGGAGGGGGCGUGGCUGUGACGGGAUAGCGCUAGCUGGAGGCUGCAGUUCGGUUGUAGCGGCUCCGGAGGUCCCACAGAUAUCACCAUGCCCAUCCGCCGUGCGGUCAACUCCUCCGCCCAGGAGACUCCUCCCAAGAAUCGCCCGGCCGAGAGUGAGGAGAAAGCAGAGGCAGAUGCCAGCUCCGAGGAAUCCGCUUCUACUGGGGAGGAACAGGAGACCGAGACCCCCCCGGCCACUUCCAGUGAGACAGAGCAGCCCAAGGAGUCGGAGCCUGAGGAGGAGAAGAAGGGAGAAGGACAGAUAGCCGAGGAGACCAAAAAGGAGGGUGAGAAGGAGCAGUCGAAGGAGAAGGAAAAGAAAGUGAAGAAGACGAUCCCCUCGUGGGCGACUCUCUCUGCCAGCCAGCGGGCACGGGCCCAGAAACAGAUCCACGUCUCUUCCUCCUCUCGCCCCAAGAUGGACGCCAUCCUGACCGAGGCCAUUAAGGCCUGUUUCCAGAAGAGCGGCGCCUCGGUGGUGGCCAUCAGGAAGUACAUCAUCAGCAAGUACCCCUCCCUGGAGCUGGAGCGCCGGGGGUAUCUGCUCAAACAGGCGCUGAAGAGGGAGCUGGAGAGGGGAAUUAUCCGCCAGGUGAAGGGGAAAGGUGCGUCCGGCAGCUUCGUGGUGAUCCAGAAUUCUGGCAAAUCUGCCGCCAAAUCCCGAGACAGAAAGAAAAGUGGUGCCAGCGCCGCCGCUGCCGGGGACCAACCCAGUGUAAAGCUGGAGGACAUCUUGCCCCUGGCAUUUACCCGCCUGUGUGAGCCCAAGGAGGCCUCCUACAGUCUCAUCAAGAAGUACCUGUCCCAGCACUACCCCAAGCUCAAGGUGGAUAUCAGGCCUCAGCUGCUGAAGAACGCAUUGCAGAGAGCUGUAGAGAAAGGGCAACUGGAGCAGAUCACUGGCAAAGGAGCUUCAGGCACAUUCCAGCUGAAGCGGGCAGGAGACAAACCUCUUCUGGUGGGCGGAGCCUUCGAAGAUGCCAUCCUCUCCGCCAUUACUGCCAUGAAUGAGCCCAAAACCUGCUCCACCACCGCCAUCAAGAAAUAUGUUCUGGAGAACCACCCCGGGGUCAACUCCAGCUUCCAGGUGCAUCUGCUGAAGAGGACGCUGCAGAAGUGCGAGAAGAACGGUUGGUUGGAGCAAAUCUCCGGCAAGGGCUUCAGUGGCACCUACCAGCUCUGCUUCCCCUAUUACCCCAGCCCCUACGUGCUCUUUCCUGAGAAACCCCACGAGAAGGAGGAAGAGGAGGAGUCUGAGGAGGAAGAAUCCGAUGAGGAGGAAGAAUCUGAAGAGGAAGAGUCCGAGGAAGAGGAACCCCCACCAAAAAGGAGGAUGCAGAAGAAGGCGGCCCCAGCCAAAUCCAGGAGCAGAGCCCCGCCUCCCAAACCCAAGAAGCGAGCCCCCCCUCCCCGAGGGAAGGCAAAAAGUACCCCGAAAAAAGCCCCCCCACCCCCUCCUCCUCCUCCUCCUCCUCCAAAAUCCAAGAAGGGAAAGGCCGCCCCGGCCCCUCCCCCUCCUCCUCCCGCCAAGAAGCCAGCGAGCCGGCCCCCCAAGAAAGCGGCGGCGGCAAAGAAGGCGGUGAAACCCGCAGCCAAGGGCAAGUCGAGCCAAAGGAAGUCGCUGCGCUCCCGGAAGUGAUUGGGGGCCCCCGGGGGGAGGAGCCGAGAGCCCAAAUUACAGGAAAAAAAAGAAAAAAAAAAAACGACAAAAAACUUUUGUAAGGUUUCCGUGCGUUUGAUUCCCGCCCCCCAGGCCCGAUACUUCCCCUUUAAUUUCUCCGGAUGGUUCUGUUUCUUUUAGCUGUAGCCCCCCCCCCGGCCCCCCAAUACCCGGUAUUCAGGGGGAAAGUUGCGUUGAGGUUUGAGUUGCUUUUUUGUACUAUUAGUUGUACGGCAGCGCCAGCGUCAGUUCUGCUCUUCCAAUCACAAGCCGCCAUUCCCCCCCAGCAUCACGUAGGGUAGAAACGUGUAGAUUUUGUAAAUUAAACCCUACCCCCCCCCCGGCGCUUUGUUUUCCCUUUAGCAAGUGAUUGGCCCCCAGGCAGAGGAUUCUGGGAUAGGGGCUAUUAUCCUUUGCUUUGCCCGUUCUGUUGCCCUUAGUCCUACAGCGCCGCCCACAGGAGCCAAUGCAGCUCCGCAUGUUGUACCAGAGCUGGGCCCCACCCCCGCCCCCACUUCAGCCAAUCGUCUCUUUACUUUAAACUUUGCCAUUUUGUAAGAAGCGGCCCCGCCCACGGACAGAGAUGUGAACCAAUGGGUUUCCUGCUGUUUGCUAUAAUAAAAAGAACUAGAUUCUG